UACCAUCCUACUUGGGCUCAUCAGUUCCUAAAUGGACCUCAAGAUUGGGCUUACCAACACUUUCCCCCCACAAGACAAAAAUACCCUCAAAAAACUUUCAAAUUUCCCAAUCUCAUCAAAUGCAACAGCAACCAUUACCCAGCUAAAACCUUGGAACUCACAAAACCCUCAAAUGCUCCGAUCAAUACUUCGAACCGCCGCCGCCGCUAGGGCAGUAUCAGCAUCUUCUAGAACCUUCGCUACAGGCACACAACACCCGAAAAAACCAAAUUUCCGACCCGAUAUAAAACCCGAAAAUGCAGGAGCUAAAGUUGCUGAUACGCUUAAUAAGGAAGUUCGUGCACGUGCUCUUAAAGAAGAUGAGAAGGAUAGAUCACUUGAUAUUGGUCCACAUGGUCGUCCAUUAUUCACUAACGCAACUAACAUUUCUGAAUUAACCAAAAAAGAUACAUCUACUUACAUGAAAUUCAGGAGGGAAGAGCUGGAGAGUGCUUUGCCGGAGGGAUUACCAAUUGGGAUGCUGAAGGAAUUUGGGGACUCAAUGAGAGAUGCAUUGCUAAUACGUCAGAGUUUUCUGGAUCUUCGAGAUAAUUUUAGAAGGGUUGUUGAUCCUAAUUUGCAAUCGAAUGCUAAAGGUCUUAAAGCUCGAAAGCAAGUUGUUUUAGAUGGGCCUGUAAGUAGUGGAAAGAGUAUUGCCCUUGCAAUGCUUGUUCAUUGGGCGCGUGAUGAAGGUUGGCUAGUUCUUUAUGUUCCUAAAGGCCGAGAAUGGACUCAUGGAGGCUUUUUCUAUAAAAAUCCUAAAACAGGAUUAUGGGAUACUCCUGUGCAAGCAGCAAAUGUUCUCCAGGAUUUUUUGAAGUAUAAUAAGGAUCACCUCCAAAAGCUGCCGUGCAAAAUUUUUGAACCUAUUCCAUUGGGAGAAGGAGCUGGUGUUGGAUGGAUGAAGGGUGCGGACGUGGUACAAAUACCAGAAGAUUAUACUCUGCUUGACCUGGUUCAGGUCGGGCUUAAUUCCACUCACGCUGCUGUUGGGGUGGUAGUUCGUUUGAGGGAAGAAUUAUCACUUGUGAAGGACAUGCCUGUUCUUAUUGCAGUUGAUCAAUACAACAGUUGGUUCACAUUCAGCGAGUAUGAGGAGCCAGUAACUGUUCGUUCUUGCCGACCUAUUCAUGCUAGAGAACUUGCUAUUGUGAAUGCAUUUAGGUCCAUGAUUCAUGACAAUAUGAUGGUGGGUGCUUUCUCACAUUCAACUGCUGUAGGGAAGCUGCGUAAAGACUUACCAGAUGUUCCUGCUGAUGCUCGCGUCAAUUUCCCACGAUAUAGUGUGGAUGAAGCAGCAGCCGUUUGUCAUUACUACCUGAGACAACGACUCAUUCAACGUGAAGCAUUUACAGAAGAAAGCUGGAAGAAAAUCUAUUAUCUGGCAAAUGGAAAUGGCGCAGAAAUGAGAUGGCUGGUUCCUUUCAUGCGAUGAGCCACGAAGAAUCGAAAUUUGAGAGAUUAACAUUGAGAUUUUAACAGGGAAGUUGUUGAAUCUGCUGAUGCUCUGUGAAUCUGGUCAUUCUUGGCAAAUAAUCUGGCUGCUCUCUUGACCAACUCUUUGGAGAAACAGUGAGGUUAGGUUUACCUCCAGAAAUUUUGCUUUGUACUCUAGGAUAGUUCAGGCAUAUAUUGCCUGUGUUUGUAUGCUUUGAUAUCCAGAACAUUGUCAAAGAUUUAUAUAUACAUCAUCACACUGGGCAUAGUUCAUUCUGUUUUGUUUUACUUGUUUUCCUGAUCUGGUGUAUGUAUUCAAUAAUGUUGUAACUGCACAACAUAUUAAACCUUCUGAUUUUUAAGGAUUUAUCCUUAACGAGGUGGAUGCUUUUAGAUUUACCCCGCAAA
Lycium barbarum (goji berry) is the source of this 1884-nucleotide messenger RNA. RefSeq lists its product as uncharacterized. NCBI's taxonomy places the organism in Eukaryota, Viridiplantae, Streptophyta, Magnoliopsida, Solanales, Solanaceae. The record is from RefSeq and is a predicted model, not a curated record. Gene Ontology annotation, molecular function: structural constituent of ribosome. Gene Ontology annotation, cellular component: mitochondrial small ribosomal subunit. The transcript has 7 exons. Bases 32 to 1474 code for a protein of 480 amino acids.